UUGCCACCCACACAUCUACUCCCUCGAAACGAAUCCCGUAUACAAUCCCGUACACCAAACCCAAAGCAAACGAUAUCACACGGGCCGCGCGAACAGGUGACGUGCCAAUUGCCUGUGUCCAUCUCUGUGUGAGUGUGCGUCGAGACACUCGCACUCCCCCUAACCCUCACCGCACCACCAACCACCACAACAUGAUCUUGGAUGGAGAACGUCAUAUUCGAUGACUCGCCCCUGGCCGAGUUCUUAGAAGGUGAGGGAAGAAGACACACAAGCUCCCCGCCGUCGCCGGUCGCCUCCGCCAUCCCUUCAGACGACACACACAAUUUCGCCCCGAGAGGUCCCUCAACGCUCCAGUCGCGGAUUCGAGAAAAGCUUCCUCGCCCCCUACGCAUACACACGCGGGGAAAUGGCUCGGUGGCGCGCAUACAUAGCGCUUGUUCACGGGCGGUGAAUUCUAGAAUCGGGCGUGCAGACAACCAACGUUUCCUCGAACACUUCCGAUACCUGCUCGUCGCCUCUCAACUCCUCGCCGAGCAAGGCGGUUUACGAGCUCCCUCCCUUCCCAGCUUCGCAUCCGACAACCGAAUCGCACCCCAAGAGUUCAAGGUCGCCACAACGAGUGUGACCGGUGCCGGCUUGACUGCGGCGACUUCCUUUUGCCUCGUCUGGCUGGUACAUUGGUCGCGGAACAGGUCCACUGGUUUCAGCGUCGGCAGGUUUCUUGCCGUAUUGGCAGUCUUCGCAGCAGUUGCCACAAGCUGCUACGCCUACAUCCGGCGCCAAUGGUUACAACACCUCCGACAGCAAGCAGUAGAGGCUGCAUCCACUCUUGUCACGAAUCUCCAAGCAUUUGAGGCGUCAACCUCGUCGAGCCUUGCAUUGAUCCAGGAGGUCGAGCUUGUCUCAAGGGGUUAUCGACUAAGCAGCCCCCUACCCCCUAUCUCCCGGCUGGAAGAACAAGGCCAGAGCCGUCGAUGCCAACGUCUACGCCGAAGCCUCGGCGCUGCUUUCGCGGACGCUGUACCUGUUUUCGCCGAGCAAUGCGGGUCCCUGAAGCAAUUGAUCGAAGAAGAUGAUUUGGAGAAAUAUUUGGAUGUGUACGACAUCAGCAAUCCCGAUCUGCAGGAGGCAGCCCAGGGAUACUCGCAAUCCGAGUUCGAAGAUAAUGAGACGCUGAAGGUUCUGCGCACACUCCAGUACCGGCUCUCCAUCUUGCGGAGAGUCUACCUUUGCUCCCUGCUCGCCCUGGAGGCGGACGGUGGCAAACCUGACUUUGUACGAUGGAGUACCGCGGUAGACUCAAUGCUCACUUUGGCCGCCACUACCGGCGAGUGGAGCGAGAAGAUAAACCGCAUUUUGGGCGAAGAACAAAACUUCGUCUUGCCUUCUCCAAGCAAGUCUCAACCAACGCCGAAUCGCGAGAAAUUGCGCACCUCGGUCCGCAAGCUCGGUUCCUUGUCCCAGGGUAUUCGUGGACUCCAAGCGAAGAUGCAAAUUCUGCGCGAAGAGUCGAAUAAGACCUUGGAGGAGUCUGAAGAUGUGACUGACUUAAGUUCGCACCUGAUGGCGCAAUACGAGUCCAUUGGCGCGGAUCUCAAGAACCUAAUGCAGGCGUGGGAAGCAGGCAAGAAUGCGCUUGCUCUCAACAUCGAUAGGCACGAAAGGCGGAUAUCCCAGGCCUCCAGUGGUUUGAGAUCGCCCGUCCCAAGCCUAGGCGGUUUGACAGCAGUUGACGAAGGUAGUCCAUCUGAUGCCCUCCGAGCGCUGAACGGAGAAUUAUUGAGUCUCAACCAAUCUGCGCCCUCGAGCGCCGAUGGCAACAAUUCCGAUGACGAAGUCUUCGAAGCCAUUGCCAUACCAAAGACACGUGCUACGAUGACGAGAGAAGAACGUAUGCACAAAAUCCAAGAGGAUCGAGUCCGGCAGGCAAGCCUCAGGGAGCAGAGAGACGCGAGCAACAAUAUGUUGAAAGAGUUGGAAUCUGUCAUCAAUUUACGGCCACAAAGAAUGAGCCUGCCUGCUCCAGGUAGGGUAACGAGUCUGUGAAAUUAUCACUUUCCCUUUUGUUUUGUCUUUCUCUUAAUUUGACUAAUGAACGUCUCCCAGAGGACCUGUGGGCCUUGCUGGGCGUUUACGCACUCGACACACGAAUACUUUUUC
Molecule: messenger RNA, 2160 nt
Organism: Aaosphaeria arxii CBS 175.79
Lineage: Eukaryota; Fungi; Ascomycota; Dothideomycetes; Pleosporales
Exons: 4
Coding region: 202-2046 (614 amino acids)
Biological process (GO): cell-cell adhesion
Cellular component (GO): plasma membrane
Molecular function (GO): myosin binding
Source: RefSeq, a predicted model, not a curated record